Molecule: messenger RNA, 3621 nt
Organism: Physeter macrocephalus (sperm whale)
Lineage: Eukaryota; Metazoa; Chordata; Mammalia; Artiodactyla; Physeteridae
Gene: TAF9B
Product: TATA-box binding protein associated factor 9b
Exons: 7
Coding region: 1849-2601 (250 amino acids)
Biological process (GO): DNA-templated transcription initiation
Cellular component (GO): transcription factor TFIID complex
Molecular function (GO): RNA polymerase II general transcription initiation factor activity; protein heterodimerization activity
Source: RefSeq, a predicted model, not a curated record
UCUAGUACAGCUGUGUCCUGGGUUGGCUCUCUAAAGGUUGGUCACCCCAACGGUACAGUACCAUUUGGGUAGGGGAAAAAGAUAUAAAGAAGGUAACAUUUGCAAAUUAAAUAGACAAGAAAGUGGUAAACACUGAUGCCUUCUGCGAAAGAGAAAUGAGUGGCUGGAACAAGCCAGAGAGGCUUUUGCUUAGUUUUUAAAUAUAUUUUAAAAUAUUCGUACCCUGCGUAUAUGCUACCUAUUCGAAAAUCAUUAUUAGUCUUACAUAGAGGUUCCCCGCACUAAGCUGGAAAAGGCGCUUUCGUAGCGUGGGGAUCAGUGUUCCUCCCGGAACCACAGUGUUAAGAACACGUGGGUCGUGGGGAGACCUGCUCAGAGUUCAAGGUGGCUGUGUGGUGGAUGGAUUCAGACAAGCCCGAUGAGGUAAGACUGUGGCCAAAACUGAAGGGCCCGCCAAGCCCCAGAAAUCAGUUUGAAUUUGUGUGUGUGUGUGUGUGUGUGAGGGAAGCCAUUAGAGGGUUUUAAGGAAAGGAAUGCAAUUAUUUCGUUUAUGACUAAGAGAUAGCUCCGGUUGUGUAAAAAUGUGGGGGAGCACAAUUUCGCGGUCCUCUUGCUGUAGCCUUGGUAAUUAGGGCUGUUAGCUUGGACCAUUAGCAUGGUAGCACUGGAUGGAGAUGCGGAGCCACGAACAGAGGUUUUGUGACUUUCGGAGGUCGCCCUGACAGGACUUGCUGCUAGACUGAAGUGUGGCUUGUACGGGACAGAGCAUAACAUCGCUGACGUCUCUUCCCGCCUGGGUGGGUCAGAGUGCGUUUCUCAGAAAUGGAGGGCGUUGGUGGAUGUGGAGGAGGAAGAGUUCUCUUUGGGACACUUAAAGCCAGAGACAGUUAACUGAUGCAUCUUUUUUUGAAAGACACUCAGGCUGUUCUGUGGAGAGUGGGAAGAAGACGUUUGGGGCUCCAGCGGCGAAUCUUUCAGGCGGUCAAAGGCUUUAGCUUUGCAGCAGUAUGAAAUGAGCAAUUAUGACAGGGCUUUGAGUGUGAGGAGAGCAGACCACAGGGUAGAGUUGCCAGAUUUAGCAAAUAAAAAUAGAGAGCAGGGCUUCCUUGGUGGCGCAGUGGUUGAGAGUCCGCCUGCCGAUGCAGGGGACGCAGGUUCGUGCCCCGGUCUGGGAGGAUCCCACAUGCCGCGGAGCGGCUGGGCCCGUGAGCCAUGGCCGCUGAGCCUGUGCGUCCGGAGCCUGUGCUCCGCAACGGGAGAGACCAGCAGUGAAAGACCCGCGUACCGCAAAAAAGAAAAAUAGAGAGCACCCAGUUAAAUUUGAAUAUCAGAUCAACAAUAAAUCAUUUCGUAGUGUAAGUAUAGCCCUGUAAUAUUGGGGAUAAACUUAUGCUAAAAACGUGAUCAUUGAUCUGACAUUCAAAUUUAACUGGGCUUUCUGCAUUUGACCAGGCAGCACUACCACAAAGGCAGGUGGAGGCAGGGACUCCGCAGACAUUCAGGGAGAGGGAAGGGGCCAGGGUGGCUGCAGGGGACGUGAGGAGGGGCCCCAGAAAAGACAAGGGUGGCCCUUUUCGUGUACUUUUUCGGGGAACAGCUCUGGAAGGCGAACUUAUCGGUCUGCCAAGCGUUGGCCGAGGGCUCUUCGGGGAAGACUUCGGCGCCGUGGGCUCCCCGCUAGCCCGGCCUCUCUCUGCCUCCGCGGGGUGGGCAGGCGGCUGGGAAGCGGCAGCCAGCAGAGCAAAAGGACCGGCGCGGUAAUCCCGCCCUCCGCGACCGCAGGGGUGGAGCCUGAGCGAGGAAUCCGCAAGCAGCACUCUCUCCCCGGAUGACGAGCAGCAGGAUAACAUGGAGUCGGGCAAGAUGGCGCCUCCCAAGAACGCUCCGAGAGAUGCCUUGGUGAUGGCACAGAUCCUGAAGGAUAUGGGAAUUACGGAGUACGAACCAAGGGUUAUAAAUCAAAUGUUGGAAUUUGCUUUCCGAUAUGUGACUUCAAUUCUGGAUGAUGCAAAAAUUUAUUCAAGCCACGCUAAGAAACCUAAUGUUGAUGCAGAUGAUGUGAGACUGGCAAUCCAGUGUCGGGCUGACCAGUCUUUUACCUCUCCUCCCCCGAGAGAUUUUUUACUGGAUAUUGCAAGGCAGAAAAAUCAAACCCCUUUACCACUGAUUAAGCCAUAUGCAGGACCCAGACUGCCACCUGACAGAUACUGCUUAACAGCUCCAAACUAUAGGCUAAAGUCCUUAAUUAAAAAGGGACCUAACCAAGGAAGACUAGUUCCACGGUUAAGUGUUGGUGCUGUAAGUAGCAGACCUACCACUCCUACUAUAGCAACCCCACAAACAGUGUCUGUCCCAAAUAAAGUUGCACCUCCAGUGUCAGUGACAAGCCAAAGAUUUACGGUGCAGAUUCCACCUUCUCAGUCCACACCUGUCAAACCAGUUCCUGCAACAACUGCAGUUCAAAAUGUUCUGCUUAAUCCUUCAAUGAUUGGGCCCAAAAAUAUUCUUAUUACCACCAACAUGGUUUCAUCACAGAACACGGCCAAUGAAUCAAACCCAUUGAAGAGAAAACAUGAAGAUGAUGACAAUGAUACUAUGUAAGGAAUAUAGUGUAGUCUCUAUGCAUUUCAAACGUGUAGUUGGUUUUGAGCCCAGUAUACCAAACUAGAACAUUCUUGAUCGAAAACUUAAAUGUAGUUGCAGUAUCUUUCACCUUAAAGUGUUAUAUUUAUUUCUUAAGGGUAACAAUGUUUUUUCAUUAGGCUUCAGGUAUAAAAAGUUAAGUGCUUGUUUUUUAAUGGUUUCAUUAAUGUUGAGUCCUGCUACGGUAAUUCUAUUUUUGGAAGCAGUUUUCUGCAAUGUAUCUGACAGCAACACUUAAGUUUCACUUUCUACAGCCUGAUCAGUGGACUAAUCUUUAACAGCAUAAUUUCUAAUCUAUAUUUAAAUACUUCUUUUGUAAGAUAAAAUAGUCACUUUUAUUGUCACCAACUUUUUUGACCAGAUCUCUCAAUUUAGCAAAUAUUUUUGGAGAGGUUGGAUUUAGAGGGAUUCUAAAUCCAUUUUAAAUAUAUUUAAGCUGUUUCUUGAUGUUCCCUAACCUCCCACCUCCUCAGCCCCGUUUCUAGAUCCCAUUCAUUUUCUGCACCACCUCCUCCCCACAGGCUUAGGUUUCUCCCUAUUGCUCUUAAAUUUAAAAGGCAAAAACUGGAACUUUAGGAAUAUAAUUCCUGAUAAUACAGCUCAGUGUUAUUUUCAUAUUUUUAAAACCUGCUUUACAUGCCUGAUGGUCUAUGGUUCACUUUAACCAGGUUUGCAUUUGCUGUUUUUCUCUCCAUACCAGAGCAGUUGGGUUUUAUCCCUUGUCUUUUAUGCCCAUUGAACAUUACUCUCCUUUUGACAGGUAGUUUGGGGUCAGUUACAUUCAGUUUCAGUCUUAUAUUCCAAGUUGAUAACUCCACCAUAUUUCACAAAUUGAAAUUUAACACGAAAGAUGCUAUAGCUUAAAAUCUGCCUUGAUAAGUAUACUUACACUGGACCUAGGCAAAACCACUGAAGAGCAAGUGUUUUCUUCCUUUUUACCAUACAUAUAUAUGCUUUGAUCACUACUGCUUGAACCCC